Molecule: messenger RNA, 306 nt
Organism: Eimeria necatrix
Lineage: Eukaryota; Apicomplexa; Conoidasida; Eucoccidiorida; Eimeriidae
Exons: 3
Coding region: 1-306 (101 amino acids)
Source: RefSeq, a predicted model, not a curated record
AUGUCGAACUCGAGCGACGACGACAUUCCCUUGAAGCAAAGAGUGGCGAAGAAGAAGCCGGCCUCGAAGAAGCCGGUGCUACCUGGUGGAGUGGGGAGUGCUGACGGGGACUUUGCUGCACGAGUCUUUGCCGCGGUACUUCGCGCUGAAAGACAAGGGGGCCUUCAAGGGGGCGGGGGGGGGGCUGCAGAAGGCGUUCAUGAACGGGCUGGACCCCGCGGACAUCAGCGCAGCAGCGAAGAUGUUGAAUGCCAACAGUGGAAACAACUUGCAGUAGAGGAUCCCUGCAGAGCCGAGGUGAACUAA